AUGCACUUCCGCUUAUCUCGAGAAGUGACUUAUGAGUUAAUCGGUCGUUUUGCAACAUCUCUAACAUUUGUGGCAUUACAAGGUUUGUUAGGAUAUGAGCCUAUUUUUCCAGAGAAACAUAUUAUAAGUUUUUUUUGGUAUGUUGGACAUGAAAGCGCUGGCUAUCGAGAUGUGGCCGAUAGAUUUGGAAUUACUAUAAGUGCGUUGUACAAUGUUAUAUCUCGAGUCACAAAUUUUUUACUGUCUCUUGCACCAAAUAUCAUCAGAUUUCCUACAUUGCAAGAGAGAGAGACCACUAAACAAUUUUUUCUUCAACACAAAAAAUUUCCUGGAGUAAUAGGUGCCAUAGAUGGAUCGCACAUUAGAAUAGAUAAACUAAUAGAAGAUAAAGAUUCAUACAUAAAUAGGAAGCACUUUUUUUCUAUUCAAUUACAAGGCAUUGUUGAUCACGAACAAAAGUUUAUGAAUGUCAUUAUUGGUUACCCUGGAUCGGUUCAUGAUGCAAAAGUUUUUAGAGAAUCGCCUGUGUACAAUAGCCUUAAUCAACUUUGUGGAGGUUUGUAAUUUUUCUUCAACAAUAUCCAAAUGUAUAGUCGGAUGC
Molecule: messenger RNA, 601 nt
Organism: Pseudomyrmex gracilis
Lineage: Eukaryota; Metazoa; Arthropoda; Insecta; Hymenoptera; Formicidae
Product: putative nuclease HARBI1
Exons: 3
Coding region: 1-564 (187 amino acids)
Source: RefSeq, a predicted model, not a curated record